AUGAAGCACGGACAGAGAGACGGUGAUGGAUUCCCUAUUCCCGUAGCGUUCGUGCACCACAAUUACGAUCGUCUUGUAUCCGCAUUGAACUUGAUUAACGUCAACUAUCCAAACAUCACCAGAUUAUACACCGUGGGCAAAAGUGUGCAAGGGAGAGACUUGUACGUGCUCGAAGUGUCCACGAGUCCCGGGCGACACGAACCUGGCAAACCGGAAUUCAAGUACGUGGCCAACAUGCACGGUAACGAAGUGAUCGGUCGGGAAAUGUUGCUGUUGCUUGCGCAGUACUUGUGCCAGAACUACGGUAUCGACCAACGCGUCACCAGGUUGGUUGACGGAGUGCGGAUACAUCUGAUGCCGACGAUGAACCCGGAUGGAUACGAAAUAUCCAAUCAAGGAAUUAAAGACGUUAACGACGUAGUUGGCCGCGACAACGCAAACAGAGUUGACUUGAAUCGAAAUUUUCCGGACAACAGACAUUCCUUGCACUUAUCAAAACAAGAACCGGAAACCAAAGCAAUCAUCGAAUGGAUCAAAAGCAUUCCGUUCGUUUUGAGUGCCAAUCUACACGGCGGAGCUCUUGUGGCCAAUUACCCUUUCGACAGCAGCGCGAUCGACGGUAAUUCCAAUCCACAGGCUUCGUAUACCCCCGACAACGAUGUAUUUGUGCUACUAGCCAAAACAUAUUCUAUGAACCAUCCGAAAAUGCAUUUGGAUAGCAACAAGUGCGCAAACGAUACGACGUCGUUCAAGGACGGGAUAGUCAACGGUGCCUCGUGGUACAGCGUGGUUGGCGGCAUGCAAGACUUCAACUACUUAAACACGAAUUGCUUCGAACUCACAUUCGAGCUGGGCUGCACCAAGUUUCCAUUUCAGAGUGAUUUGGAAGGUUACUGGCUGGACAAUCGCGAACCGCUGCUCACUUUCAUGGAACAAGUGAACAGGGGUGUGAAGGGAUUCGUGCUGGACGACAAGGGGCACGGUGUGCGGAACGCGGACAUAUCGGUCGUGGGCAUUGAACACCCCGUAAAAUCGGCGAGCGAUGGUGAUUACUGGCGGAUAUUGGUGCCGGGAGACUAUGAAAUAUCGGUGACAGCAUAUGGGUAUAAAAGGAAGACUCAGUCCGUCCAUGUGAACAACUCCACGGUACCCACUUGGUUAAACUUUACGUUGCUCAAGGAAAACCUCGAUGAAUGGUCUCAAGUCAACGAUUUUGGUUUGAGAUCGAAUGUGAUUAAGAUGAACAGUUACAAUACGAGAGCAUUGUUUCUGAGCAAUCUUAAAGAAUUGGAAAAUAGUUUGUCAAAUGUAGCCGAAUUAGUUACGACACCUAGUUCUUUAGACCAUGAUUCAGAGAAAACAAUUCAAUUUAAAGUCACUGAAAAUGUAGGGUCGCCUGACGAAUUCAAAUUCAAAAUUGCCAUUUUGGGUGGAUUGUACAUCAAUGAACCUGCUACUCGUGAGAUAUUAUUAUUUUUGGCUAGACAUUAUGUCGAGGGUUACAGAAAAAAGGACAAGGACAUAGUUUCGUUUUUAUCAAAAGCCGUGUUACAUUUUAUACCCUACUUCGAACAAAACGAGAAUUCUUAUGAAAAGAUAUGUUCGACCGACGAUCAAGCUGUAGUUACCGCACCACUAUUGAUAGCUACUAACCAACAAGAUGAGCAGAAGACCACUGACAACUUAUGGAAAAUGUUACAACGAGAACAGUUUGAUAUGAUGUUCAGUCUGGAAGGUGGAUCUAUUUCAAUAAAGGGUCCAACAAUUCAUCCAAGGAACACAAUUUCCAUAAUACUACAGGAUUAUGAAGAGUUAUAUUAUAGUAAUUUAAAAAAUACUUGCGGUGAGCCAUUAGAUCGUAAAAUCAAUGAUGUUAAACAAAACGUGUUGGAUACAUUCAAUAAUGUGUUAAAAAUUAAAACCAUGGCAUUACGUUUAACCUGCUGUAACUACAUUGAUCCAUUAGAAACAGUGUUUGUUUGGAUGGAUAGUUUCCAUAUGCUCAAAGUCAUCAUAGAAAACAUUCAAGGUGUUCAAGGAUCAGUUGUAGAUAAAUUAGGCAAACCUAUUCGGAAUGCAGUCGUAACAAUAAAUAUGUUUGCUGACGUUUACUCAGUCACUCCUAAUUCUGCUGUUUUUAAGGCACACCUGCCGAUAGGUUUAUAUAAUAUUCAUGUCAAGGCAACCGGAUAUUUGAUGAAAAGUAUACCGAUAAGUGUGCACCGUGGAAUUAUUACUAAUAUGAAAGUUAUCAUGUCACAUGUUGGCCAUGGUUCUGUAACUCUAGGAUUAAACGCAUUGGUUAAGGGUUCUGUUAUGGAUAUUGAAAACAGACCAAUCGAGGGUGCAAUCAUAACGGACGAUUCAUCGUCUUCGGUGUCCUCUACUUAUCAUAAUGGGACCUAUAAAUUAUAUCUUGGAGAAGGUAUCAGAACAUUACGAGUAAAUGCUCAUGGAUAUUACACUUCCAUAAAAUCAAUUAAUAUUCAAGACGACAAACCUCAGACAAUGAUUUUUAAAUUAAUUAAAGAUGAAAGAGUUUUUAAUAUGCCAAGGUUGAUGUUUAUAGUCCUUACAGUUUUUAUAAUCUCCAUUAUUGGAGUAAGUUGGUAUCAUUUCUACCUUAGAUGGAAAACUGGAAGACCGUCGUCAUUCGCCUAUAGAAAUGGUUUUGCAUUGCUGCCACAAAAACCGUAUCUUUUUGAUGACGAUGAUGAAGUGGAACUAUUUCGCAACCCAGUCAUUAAAGAUUCUGUGACUAGGCCAUACCACGAUGAUUCAGACAUAAGUUUCACAGACAGUUCAGAAGAAUCAGUAUCUUGUUAUGUUCGGUAA
Molecule: messenger RNA, 2835 nt
Organism: Macrosiphum euphorbiae (potato aphid)
Lineage: Eukaryota; Metazoa; Arthropoda; Insecta; Hemiptera; Aphididae
Source: the annotation of a GenBank genome assembly